AUGGCUGAUUUCUGCAGCAGGCUCUGGGUGCUCCAGCUGAACCUCUGGAUGAUGGCUCUGGUCACAGGUGGGAUCUCAGCAGCCAACAGCACCUGGAACAGCACAGACAGUGAGUGCAUCACAGUGAAGCAGUACCCGCGCUAUGUGGGGGCCAAGAAGAACACUCCCAUCCAGUUCAUCUGCUACUUCGAGGACCCCCACAGCAUCCAGUGGUACAAACUGGUGGAGGGCAGCGAUGAAUUCUACGAGCUGGGUAACAGCAGCUCCCGCUACAGCGUCCAGACCACAAACAAAUUCACCAGCUUCACCAUCUCCAGCAUCACCUACGAGGACAAUGGCAUCUACGUGUGUGACAGGAAGAACCUCACGGCGGAGCAGCAGCGGCCGCACGACUGCGGGACACAGCUCAAAGUCCUGAGUCACAGUAACAUCCAGCAGGUGCAGAACAGGAACACCCUGAAAGAUGCCAUCAUCAUCAUCCAGUCCAUCCUGCUUGUCAUCUUCAUCAGCGUCCCCAUACUCCUCUUCCUCAAUAAAGGUGAAGGCAAGGAAAGUCUGGAGGAGGACCACACCUAUGAGGGUCUGGAAGUGGAGCAGAUGGCCACUUACGAGGACAUCACUCCUUUCCGGGACGUGAAGGCCAAAUGGACAGUUGGGGAGCACCCAGGAGAAGAAUGA
This is a messenger RNA of Nestor notabilis (Kea), 678 nucleotides long. RefSeq names its product CD79b molecule, immunoglobulin-associated beta (gene CD79B). NCBI's taxonomy places the organism in Eukaryota, Metazoa, Chordata, Aves, Psittaciformes, Psittacidae. The transcript has 6 exons. The record is from RefSeq and is a predicted model, not a curated record. Bases 1 to 678 code for a protein of 225 amino acids. Gene Ontology annotation, cellular component: B cell receptor complex; external side of plasma membrane. Gene Ontology annotation, biological process: B cell receptor signaling pathway; B cell differentiation.